This is a messenger RNA of Diplodia corticola, 663 nucleotides long. RefSeq lists its product as uncharacterized. Lineage: Eukaryota; Fungi; Ascomycota; Dothideomycetes; Botryosphaeriales; Botryosphaeriaceae. The record is from RefSeq and is a predicted model, not a curated record. The transcript is spliced from 5 exons. The coding region runs from base 1 to 663 and encodes 220 amino acids.
AUGGCGUCCUAUCACAGAGUUCUCAGUGUCUUCGACAGAUCUGUCAAAGACAAGAACCUAGAAUGCAAUUGCGACAUACACUCCUGGGAAAUCCAGAUCAAUGGCCAGCGCUGGUUCGGCAAGAUCCGCCUGAUCGGCUUCGUCGACGUCUUCUUCCUCAUCUGCUACUCGACCCACGACCGCUUCGAGCACGGCAUCAUCAUCUACAAGGAGGACGACGUCAUCCGUGACACGCUCAUCAGAGCCGAAGUGGACCCCAGAUGGCCGCAGCUCGAGCUGGACUACGUGAACAAGAAGGAGGUCGAGAAAAACCCUGAAGCGCCCAGGAAGUACUUCAGCUUCGAGGACAACCCGUCCAAGCUCGACUACGUCAUCACCAGCCUCGGCCACGAAGUCGACCUGCGCACCGACUACGCGUCGUCGGAGUUGAAGAAGUACAAGAUCGAGUUGCGGAGAACGAGCAACCCGCAUAUGCAUGGGCCGAUUCGGAGGGGGAUCACGCAGCAUUCGGUGCUGGAGCUGGUGCAUGACGCUAUGCGUUACGGUAUCAUUUCAAAUGGGGAGAUGACGGCGGAAUUCUUGGGACGGAUCAUGGGGGGCUCGCAUGCCGAGGAUACGAUGAGGAAAUGGGCGACUGCUUUCAGCGGCGGCGGCGGCAACUAG